Ostrea edulis (European flat oyster) is the source of this 2875-nucleotide messenger RNA. RefSeq lists its product as uncharacterized. Lineage: Eukaryota; Metazoa; Mollusca; Bivalvia; Ostreida; Ostreidae. The coding region runs from base 82 to 1809 and encodes 575 amino acids. The record is from RefSeq and is a predicted model, not a curated record. The transcript has 10 exons.
CUUAUUGAUUUAACUUAACAGUUUACAUGGAUAGAGAUUAAUGAAAUUUAAAGAGGAUUUUACUUUAAAAUUGGUAGAAACAUGGAAUAUUUAUCGGCAACAUUCUUUGUUUUGUACGUUUUGGUUGGAACCUUAUUCCUGUCUCGUCAUGUGUUUAGCAUCCGGGCCCCUUGGGUGAGUUCUUGGGAAAGUUAUGUGGCACUAUCAGCGAGUCCAAAAGUCAUUGCCCACCCAUUGAAUGAAUACCCGGCUAAAGUAGACGUUCAGAUUAGAGUAACUGAAGGUGGCAAGCAGCAUAUAUUCUCAGGAUUUGGUUCUUGUCAUCGUGAUGAUGACGACCCUAGUGACUUUGGCGGGAUUGUCUUUAUCUACAACGACAAGGAAGUUCAGCUGUACACUCCUAUUCUGUCGGAUAGCCCUUCAAAGAACAGUAGAGGUGUAUUUGCAUAUACUGGUGGAACUUCAUUCAAUGGGCCCUUCAAUGGUUAUUAUCCCAAUGCUGACGUCAGAGUGAGGUGUUGGAGGAUGUGUGAUUUCCCGCCUGCCAACUUCACGUCUGCUGGAGUACAUACGGUUUCGACAUCAGACACAGGUAUAACCACCAUUCAACACAACAUUGGAUAUUACCCAGAUCUUGUCAUAGUGCAGUUAAAGCUGUCUUCUGGAUAUAUAUCCGAAGCACAAGGUGCUGUGUUUAAAUCCGACGCUUCGGCCAGUUAUAAUGCCCUGUGCGGAGUAAUCAUGGCUUACGAUAGCGAUGAUAUACGGUUAUGGCCAGUAACUGAUGGUGCAGGAAAAGAGGCCGUUUUCUGUGUCUCUGAUGGCUGGGGAACAGACCAGUUCUAUUAUGACGCGACUGUGUACAUACAGGCUUGGAAAUUGGAGUCCACAGAUAUUGUAUUCAGCCAAACUGACACCAGGGGAUCGAGUAUAACUGUACCUAGUACCAUAACAAUGCCUCAGUCCUACAAUAUAGACACCCAUAUAUUUCUUGUCCAGUCACAAGCAAUAGAUGGAAACAAUGCGAACUUUCUGUUUGAAGCGGCCGGUUCGGCGCUCAGCGACGGCACGUCGUUCUUCGGAGAUAUCGGUGCUGUCGUGUAUGCGUACAACUCCAAUGAAGUGAGUCUAUGGUAUCCAGGGUCAGGUGAUUUUAUCAUAUACGUCGGAGGCUCCUGGGGUAAAGGUGACUCUUCACAAAGUUCUUCCACAGCCAGUGUGACUGUGAAGGUCAUCAGAUCGGAUUCAAUACUAUCAGGAUGUGGAUGUUCAGUGUGCACCUCUGACUGGAACUCACUGUCUGUGUCAUGUGGCUGCAGCACUUCAUCAGGAAUAGGUUCGACUUCAGUUCCCGUGUUGUCCUGUCCUGCGCCCACUGACAUUCCAAACUCCAACAAACUCUACGACGGGCAGAUAAAUAAUAGUAUCACCCUGUAUUCAUGCAAGCCAGGCUUCAUACCCAACGACGCAAAGAACGUGAUCACGUGCAAUGGGACUGACUGGGAGGACACAAACUACAUCUGUUCAGCGCCUACUACGUCGUCAUGCACCAGUACGUCCACAGUGAUAUAUAACAUUACAACAGUGGAACAAAAAAUUGUUGAGCUCAAAAGAAACCUAACACUGGACACGAAAAAUACCAGUGCAUACCGAAGGUCUCUGACAUGCGCAGAAGAUUCAAGACCCAGUUCCGCUUAUAUCGGGUACUUGGGGAUCGGACUACUCAGUGUGACAGGGGGCCUGUUUCUGUGUCUUGACUUCUCCAGGCUGCUGGGUACAAAUGAUGACGACGAUAACUACACUCUCUGACAUCGUUAACAUUUCAAAAAUCUAACAUGGCGUCCAUAUUUCUCUCACAUUUACACUUUGUUACAUGCCUGUCCAAACUUUUAUUCUAGGUACUUGCUGAAAUAAGACGAUUUUCGUAAUCACUGAUUUAUGUACAAGUAACACCAUAUAUGAGAACUGUUGACUUUAGUUUCUCUCGGGACAAUGAAUGCGUCUCUAGUAACUACUUGGAGUGUUCUUGAGAGGAAAUCAGACAUGUAAUCGUUCACAAUGACAAACACUCACAUUUGCUUCUGGCUCAGGUGACCUAAUUAGAAUCUGAAGCCUACCACUACACCAGUGGAACAGUGAACGCACGCAAGGUUCACACACAUCCCUUAUUUUCUCUGUGAUAGAGAAAUGGUCGACAAUAACGCCCGUCCGUCGGCCAAAACCCCGACAAAUUAUAGGGAGGAUCGAUAAAUUAUAAAUUGUCUAUCUGUUGUGUCCGUAAAAAUAUAUCAAAAGGCCUUUAUCCAUGAUAGACCAUGUUAAAAAGUAAAAUCUACAAAAUAAAUAGAAAUGACUUCCGAUUUCAUUACAAAACUGUUUUAUGUACGAGUUAGGAGGUCUAUACAUCCCUCGAUGCAAUCUCUACCCAGAGUUAUCGUUCCCGUUGUAGCGCAGCGUAAUACGCCCUCUGGUGAGAGAUUGCCCUCGAUGCCCACCUUGUACCUGAUGAUACAUGUAUUUUAGAUCAAGAGUCUGAUGUUAUUGGUGUUGUAGAAAAUUUAGAGAAAGUAAUUCAGGAUGUCUAAUUAAUUAUGACUGAUUUAUUACUGUCUAAUAUUUCUGAUUACCGGUAAAUUAAAAGCACUACAUUACAUUUCAUCUCCGAUAGGGUGGUGAUUGGUCCUGCGAACCAAAGAGUUUUAAAUGCUAAGCUGUGAACUUUAUGUAUUACAAAAAUUCAACAAUGUGAAUAUAGAUCUUAUAUUUGUUCUCUAUCAACAAAAAUUAGUCUCAGAAUUGUUAGUAAAUACAAUGUAUACAUGCAUUCAACUCAAUAGAACGAAUUUCUCUACCUUGAAUAAACAAAACAAGAGUA